This is a messenger RNA of Solanum pennellii, 842 nucleotides long. Its product is annotated as protein NUCLEAR FUSION DEFECTIVE 6, chloroplastic/mitochondrial-like. Gene Ontology annotation, cellular component: mitochondrion. The coding region runs from base 63 to 425 and encodes 120 amino acids. The transcript is spliced from 3 exons. The record is from RefSeq and is a predicted model, not a curated record. Lineage: Eukaryota; Viridiplantae; Streptophyta; Magnoliopsida; Solanales; Solanaceae.
UUUAGAUAACCCCCUAAAACCUCAACAAAGCCCUUUUACCUCUGCUAGAAGCCUCAACAAACAUGGCCACUAUCACCGCCAGGUCCCUCCUCCGCUCCGCCACUUUCUCCGGCCGAACAGCCGCCGUUAGACUUGCCGGAGGCUCCAAGCCGAAGGUCUCCUCCUCUCCUUUUCGUAUUCCUUCACAGAAACCCAUCGCCGCUCGCAUUUUCAGGUUACCUGUUGAAAUGAGUUGUGUAAUUGUUGAAACGAUGUUUCCAUAUCACACUGCUACGGCUUCAGCAUUGCUGAAUUCAAUGUUAUCUGCUACUCCUCGAAGCUAUGGUUGGACUCUUGAAGAAUUUGCAGGCUCAGCAACUUCAAUGAGGAUUUUGUCAACAGGUAACCUCGUAGACCCUCUUAAUCAUGUAACGUUUAUACGAUGAAUGAUAUUGGUUCUGGCUUCAUCGAGUCAACUGCAUUUUAAGUUGAAAGAUGUAACCACAACCCAAUUGUGUACUGUAUUUCUCAACCCUGACAUACAACAACAACAUACUCUGUGUAGUCCCACACGAGUAGGGUCUGAGGAAGGUAAUGUGUAGCGAUGGACCCUCGGCCCAUGCAGUAAUGUACUCAACCGGUCAACCCUAAGAUUUGUCGAGGAAAUCAACAUCUUCAAAUAUAGGGGCAGCUUGGCCUGGAUCCCGCUUUCCUUUUUAGCCUAUUUCAAAAGGGUCACUUACGUUCUUUUUUCGGUAAUUCUUUCAUUUCAACUAUUUUUCUCGUUGACAUGUUUAAUACUACGAGAUUCAAAAGUGUUUGUUACUUAAACAUGGAAAACGGAAUCAUCAUAGGCUAGUCAA